This is a messenger RNA of Culex quinquefasciatus (southern house mosquito), 2502 nucleotides long. It is a transcript of the gene Trp1, whose product is annotated as translocation protein SEC62. The record is from RefSeq and is a predicted model, not a curated record. Gene Ontology annotation, cellular component: endoplasmic reticulum membrane; endoplasmic reticulum. Lineage: Eukaryota; Metazoa; Arthropoda; Insecta; Diptera; Culicidae. The transcript has 4 exons. Bases 184 to 1365 code for a protein of 393 amino acids. Gene Ontology annotation, biological process: post-translational protein targeting to membrane, translocation.
GAAAGGAAGAAGACCACUGGAGGUGGGCUAGCUGUCAUCAUCGUUUUUACCUGCGACUCGCAUUUGCGACGGUGGCCGAUUUUAAAUACGCGUAGUAAUUCUGCGCCCGCAAAAAGCAAACAAAUCGCCGCGCCAGCUGGACACCUUAUCACCGAAGCCGGAAGUCCGUAAACCCUACACCCGAUGGCGGAUAAAAAACGCUCCAAGAAGCGCAAAGAUGAAUACACCGGCCCGGGCGAGCAGGAGAUCGAGAAGGCCACCAAGGACGAGCUGAAGGUGGCCAAGUGGCUCAAAUCGAACGUCCCGACGAAGAAGACCAAGUUUCUGAAUCACAACGUGGAGUACUUUUCGGCGGUGCGCGCCAUCGACGCGCUGCUCGCGUCCAAGUUUGCCCAAGGCGACAACUGUCUGUUUCCGCACCGGCAGGCCGUAAUCGACUUUAUGGACGAAAUGCUGCACCACAAGCUGUUUCACCGGGCACGGAAGGUCGCGGUGAGUGAGCAGGAGUUGCGCGGCAAGAGCAAGAAGGGCAGCGAGAAGGAAAAGGACCAGCCGAAGGGCGCUAAGGACGACAAGACGACGGACGGGGGCGAGAGUAGCCAUGCCGAGGGCAAGGGAGGUGCCGCCGCCGACAAGGACAAGGAGAAACGCAAGCGCAAGAUCCGGCUCGAGAUGCACCCGGAGCAGCUGUUUGUGGACGGACACGAGGCGUACGUUUGGCUCUACGACCCGAUCCCGAUGCACUACUGGAUCUUUGGGGCGUUGCUCGUGGUCGGUGCCAUCGUGAUCUGUCUGUUUCCGCUGUGGCCACCGCUGCUGCGGAAGGGAGUCUACUAUCUCAGUAUAGCGGCCGCCGGCUUCCUGGUGUUUAUCCUCGGGUUGGCCGUGCUGCGGUUCGUCAUCUUCUGUCUGGUUUGGAUCGUGACCGGUGGCAAGCAUCACUUCUGGCUGCUGCCGAAUUUGACCGAGGACGUGGGCUUCUUCGCCUCGUUCUGGCCGUUGUAUGAUCACGAAUACAAGGACGGCAGCACGGACAAGGACAAGGGCAAGAAGAAGAAAAAGCAAAAGCGCGACAAGGACAGCGACGCCGAGGACGAGGGCGCGACGACGAACGUUCCGGCCAAGAUUGACGAGGGCAAAGAGGAAGACAAGGCCAAGAUCGCCGCCGACGCGGAAAGCAAGCUGCGCAACCGACGAACGGGCAAGGGAAAGGUCGAGGAACCGGCCAGCGAUGAGCAGGAGGAGGAAGACGACGAGAACGACAAAAAUACCCCCUCGGAGAGCGAGUCGGAGGGAUCCCAGCGGUCGUCAACAGGAAAAGAUUUCGAGAUCUUGGAGCACGAUGAGGUGGAAAACUCGUCGUAAAGUGACGACGAUCAGAAAGUUGUAUACAACAAUAAACACACAGAUUAAAAAGCAAACAUUUAUAAACUGCACACAAUAGGUGAACAUGAAAAGCAAAUCUGAAUGCUGUAAACAGUUUUUCACCUAGCCACUAUUUUUUCUUCGUAUUUUAUAAUUUAUUUGUAUUGUUUAUUUAGCUGCAACAAAUUGAUAACAAAUAAAAAAUUAAAAUACUAUAUUUUCUGUUUUAUUUAUUAAGUUUAUUACAAAACGGCUAUCAAUCAGAGCAGACCUACAGCUAUUAGAUUAGAAGGUUCCAUUGAAGUAUCGUACAUCAACAAACCUAUUAGCCAAUAUAGACUCAAACAAGCUUCUGAACAUCUAAACAGAAAAAUACAAACAAUUGUGCAUGCAAUCCUGGAUCACAUCAAUAACAGAGCAAAUAACUAUAAACUUUGAUAAACCUAGUACACUCAAACCCCGAUGGUUUGACACCAACUGUUGUCAAACGAACGGGGUCACUUUUUAGUUUGACACCCCUUUUACACGGAGUUCACACACACUACCAAACGUUUGUUUAGAUAGUGUGCGUGAGCGCCGUGUAAAAAGUGACAGUUCGUCACUUUUUAGUUUGACAUUGACCAACCAACGGGGUACAAACUAAAAAAGUGUCAAACGAAAAAGUGACCAACCACCGGGGGUUGAGUGUAACUGUGAAACCACUUUGGACUUCGAACAUUAAAAAAAGCAAACCACAUAAAUAAAAUCUAAACGUUGAACUAAGCAAAAAGAUUGUACAUUUGAAGAACAGAUGUUAACAUAUUUAGCAGAAAACUGUAAGCAAAUUGCAUUAAACGAAACCGAUUCCUGCAAAUAGAUAAAUUUUAGGUGAACCUCUACAAAAAAAGAAACAAUUAAAAAACAAACAAAGGUUAAAUUCCAUCCUUCAUUCAUGUUGGGACUAUUUUAUCCGGAAUGGUUCAAGUAUGAGGGAAAGGGGAAAAGAUUUCGAAAGAGAGAGAGAGGGGCGUUAAUGAAUACAAAACGGACAGCAAUGAGUUUAUACAUCCUUCCUUGGUAGAAGGAAGCAUUUUUGUCUCAAUUGGGUACAAGAACAAUAAAGAUCUUGUAGUUGGAAGUUGAUAUAUACUUAAAUAA